Molecule: messenger RNA, 2061 nt
Organism: Exserohilum turcica Et28A
Lineage: Eukaryota; Fungi; Ascomycota; Dothideomycetes; Pleosporales; Pleosporaceae
Product: carbohydrate esterase family 4 protein
Exons: 6
Coding region: 136-2061 (641 amino acids)
Biological process (GO): carbohydrate metabolic process
Molecular function (GO): chitin binding; hydrolase activity, acting on carbon-nitrogen (but not peptide) bonds
Source: RefSeq, a predicted model, not a curated record
GUUUAAGCAUCGUCUUACGUUCGUCGUACAUAAUAUAAGUCGAUCUUUCACACACCCAGUCACAUUCGCUUUUUUCUCCUUGUCGCGCUCCUUUGAAUUAUCAGCAGUGGCAAUCAGUUAUAGGAAAUCCAAGACAUGCGCUUCAUCGGGGUAUCCAUUGCCCUACUGCUGGCUCCUCCUGUGGCUGCUCACAGCGAUGGCCACAUUCCAAAGAUCUAUGGAUUGGGGUCAAGCGACAUUGCCAAGCUGAAGGCCAGAAACAUCCUCGACAGUCAUUUCAGACUUCAUGGUCCCAGCCAACCUUUGACCAACCGUCAAGGCGGCGCUAAUGGUCGAUGUGGACCCGAUCACGGUCGCGCAAGCUGUGCUGAGGGAUAUUGCUGCUCUCCAUCGGGCUACUGUGGAAAAGGGUCGGACUACUGCGCAGCACCGGACUGUCUCUUCCAAUACGGUCCUGGCUGUGAUGCCAACAAGAUCCCCACUGGAGGCAGUACACGCAACACUCCUCGUACGAAGCUCGGGAAACAGGUAUACGGUGGAGAAGGCAUCUAUGCUUGCGCUACCCCAAACACUAUUGCCAUUACAUACGAUGAUGGCCCUUAUAUUUACACCAACGACGUGCUCGACCAGUUCAAAGCAUAUGGCGCCAAAGGAACUUUCUUUAUUACCGGCAUUAAUCUUAAUAAAGGCGCUAUUGAUGACAAGAGCAAGCCUUGGCCUGCAAUCAUCUCUCGCAUGGUUGCUGAGGGACAUCAAGUCGCCAGCCACACUUGGUCGCACCAGGAUCUCAGUGCUAUUACCAAGGAGCAGAGGUACGACCAGAUGGUCAGGAAUGAAAUGGCCAUCACCAACAUAAUUGGCAAAUUCCCCACCUAUAUGCGCCCGCCAUACUCUUCGUGCACUCCAGCGUCUGGGUGUCAACAAGACCUUGCGGACUUGGGAUAUGUUGUAUCCUACUUUAAUCUCGACACCGACGACUACAAUAACGUAACGCCCGACUUGAUUCAGAAUGCCAAGAACAGAGUUGACGCCGCCGUCAACCCCAGCAAUCCAAAGGUAGACAAUUUCCAUGCCAUUGCACACGAUAUCCAUCAGCAGACGGCACAGAACCUCACGGGUCAUAUGCUUGACGUUAUGACCAAGAAGGGAUACAAGCUGGUCACAUUGGGUGAAUGCAUGGGCGAGCCAGAGGCAAACUGGUACCGCACUCCGACUGACAGACCCGCCUCGUCGUCUGUCGUUACACCGGCCGGUGCCUCUUCCACUACUUCUAGGACCGCUAGUGCUACGUCUAGCGGUGCUGUUGCCACUCCUACGACUGUGUCUCCUGACAGCUCUUGCGGAGGUGCAACAGGCUACACAUGUCUUGGAUUUGCUCAGGGUGAAUGCUGCUCCACGUACGGCUUUUGUGGAAACACAGAGGGGCACUGCGGAACUGGUUGCCAGAGCGGCUUCGGAAAGUGCGGGUUUUCUUCGUCCAGCGCCGCAUCCACCCCAUCUAGGUCGAUUGGAUCUACUGCAGUGGUCCCAAGCUCCACUGCCAGCUCCACUCCUGGCGGCGUUGUCUCUGCAGAUGGCUCGUGUGGCGGGACCAAGGGAUAUACCUGCGCUGGGUUUUCCGAAGGCGAGUGCUGCUCGGCGUAUGGAUGGUGCGGUAAAAGUGCCGAUUACUGCGGCACGGGCUGCAACCCACUGUUUGGAAAAUGCUCGUCUUCGGGGCCUGUCACGAGUUCCUCGGCCCCUGCGGCCCCUUCGACACGUAGCUCGACUCCCCCGACACGUAGCUCAACCACGUCCACUCCUGGCCUGAACACGUCCACUCCUAGCUUAACCACCUCGACGCGUACCACUGCUACCAGCACUCGCACAUCCUCUGCCCCUGCUACUACAUCAGGCCCCGCCCAGAUAUCACCGAAUGGCACCUGUGGUGGAAAGGCUGGCUAUACUUGCAAGAGCUCCUCCUUUGGCGAAUGCUGCGGCAGGAAUGGACGGUGUGGCAACAGCCUCACCUCGUGCAUGAGUAUACUAGGGUGCCAGAAGGCUUUUGGGUCUUGCCGGUAA